Molecule: messenger RNA, 679 nt
Organism: Anopheles darlingi
Lineage: Eukaryota; Metazoa; Arthropoda; Insecta; Diptera; Culicidae
Exons: 3
Coding region: 143-373 (76 amino acids)
Source: RefSeq, a predicted model, not a curated record
GGACGGCGCGAGAAAGAGAUGGCCUGUGGUCGAAUGCUGUCCUGCUCUGCUCGAGAAAAAGGCCUGUCAAAACGCCGUUGACAGCUGGAUUUUGUGAUUUUCGUUCUCGAGUUGAAGAAAUCGAAAACAAGCCAUCGUCAGAAUGUCGGACCCGGUCGCCCGUCCCAUGAAAUUCCCGUACACCUUCUCGGCGAAGCUGGCCCAGUUCCCGGUUCAGCACUACUUUAAGAACCAGUGGAUUUGGCGCUACUACUUCAUCGCGUUCGGAGUGUCCAUUCCGCUGUUCUACAAGAUCCACAAGCUGGCCAACUCCCCGGCAAACCAGGCGAAGUGGGCCGAAUCGAAGCGAAAGGAGCAUGAGGCGCACCACUAAGAGGGCCCGGCAAAAUAGCAUUCUAUCAAUUAUCGGAUGAAUUACUCCUUAUCUUCGUUUGAAAAAUACUCCUCGCGAAGGCCCCCGGCUGGUCGCAGCUGGCUGCUGCACGGAACUAGAGUGGACAACAUCGAUAUUCCGCUGAAGAGGUUUUGAUCGGACAAAAACCCCUUGGCAUAGUACGUUAUUGCAGCUCAAUCAUUCUGUUCUCAGAGAAUACUGGAUGAUGGAAAAUGCCAGAGACCGUCUCGUUAGCCGCGUGUACCGUGUUUGGAAAAUGAAGAAAUUGUGAUUCGUUCCAUAGCA